Rotaria sp. Silwood1 is the source of this 759-nucleotide messenger RNA. The record is from the annotation of a GenBank genome assembly. NCBI's taxonomy places the organism in Eukaryota, Metazoa, Rotifera, Eurotatoria, Philodinida, Philodinidae.
AUGCCAGGCAAUAAGUUUUUCGAUGAAAAUACAUUGAAUAGUCCACCAAAAAUUAUUAUUAAAAAGGAAAAUAUUGGGUUAGAAGAAUAUCAACAUCAAAAAUAUCAAUUUAAUUUAUUUAAUAAUACCAGAAAACGUGAUCAAUAUUAUGAAGAUUUAGGUCGAGUUAAAGAUCGACUGGAAAAAGCUGUACCAAGUAUGAAGCAAGUUGCUCAUGCGGAUAUGAAAAGAAUUAAUACAAAUAAAGUUUAUGAAAGAAAGCUUGAACGUGAUUUAACUGGACCAAGAGGUUUAAAUUGGCAACGCAAACAAGAAUUACAACGUUUAGAAAAUAAUGAACGUGAUAUUGAGCGUGAUUUAAUGCGUCUUAAUCGUGAUCUUGCUCGAAUUGCUUUCUCAUCUCCACUUGGUCAAUCUUCAGUACCCAAUGAAAAUCAUGAUCCAUCGCAAGUUCAAACAGGAAAUUUAUCAUCUACUACUAAUAUCAAUCCAACGGCUCCAAUAUUACCAAAAACGAAACUUGAUCUAGAACGUUCGAUCUCGGUCGGUACAAGCAGAGCGACAGUCGGUCUUAUGACAUUAAUUCAUCAAAAGCGUUUAUCAUUAAAUCAAACAAACUCAUUUAAUGAAAGAUCUUCGAUUGAUAAACCAAUAUUUUCGAAAGCUAAUGAAGAACGUCCUUAUCUUCAACAACAUGGCCUUAUGAUGGAUCGAGAAAAACGAAAAAUUGAACAAAAAUUGAAACUUUUUUUAAAUUGA